Messenger RNA from Neurospora tetrasperma FGSC 2508, 2719 nucleotides. RefSeq lists its product as uncharacterized. The record is from RefSeq and is a predicted model, not a curated record. NCBI's taxonomy places the organism in Eukaryota, Fungi, Ascomycota, Sordariomycetes, Sordariales, Sordariaceae. The transcript has 2 exons. The coding region runs from base 225 to 2423 and encodes 732 amino acids.
CAUAGAUAGAGCCCCAUCCUCUUCCGUCGAACAGCUUUACGAACCUACAACACCACCAUCACGAUCACAAACACAGUCAUACCCACACAUGGGCCACUACUACUACAACGCUUGAGAAACCCAAACGACAUUCAAUCACACACCCAUGCCCUUUCCCGACUCGACUCGUCCAUAACGGCCUCUUUCCGUUCCUAUCUCUGGGGAUCGUCCCCUAGAUCGUCAACAUGAGCAGCAGCGAUGACAAAGUCGAGACCGCCGCCCUCGUCAUCUCACUCGUGGCAUUGAUAGGAACAUUCCUACAGGUCGUCCAGCAAUACCUUGCAUCUGCUACGGGUUACGCCAACUGCCGCAAAAGUCUCAAGGGCGGCUGGUAUGAUACGGUACACCGAAAGUUACAGCUCAAAGAGCUCCGUUUCGAGGUCCAGUUUGAGACUCCCGUCAUAUUCGUUUGUCCGCAAACUAAUGACCGCGGCCCUAUGGAUAAGCCUGAAUUGGGUCUCAAGGUUCCUAUCAGUUUUCUCGAUGGCACCAAGGACAGCAUGAAGAAGGCCCGGCUCUUGACACAAGAGGAGCAGAACGCACAACAGCGCGACGCCCUUCAACACAGCCGUAUUCAUACGGCCGAUAAUGAAAAGGCCACCUGGCUCACCCUGUUGGAAGAAAUUCAGUCCAUGGAACGAGCAAACAUGAAUUGGGUCACAGAGCAUCGCCAGAAAUCCGGCCCCGGUGCCGUAGCAGGCUUCAAAGAGCACACCUUGGUUGUUGCCCUUCAACCCAAGCCUCGAAGCUGGGACAACAUGCCUGCCGGCGUCAAGAAGCCGUACGCUACCACCACAAUAUGCCACAUAGUCGAGAUCGCAUCCAUGCUGGGUAUCUACUGGAAGGAGUUUGAUCGAUCGCGCGACAAGUAUCGCGCCGAAGGCAACGGUUUCAUGCUCACUGGCAGCACGGUACCCGAUCUCGGCCUCACCUUCACCUUCCAGAUAUGUGGAAAAGCCCGCUUCCAGGAGAACAGAAUCAUACCUCUUGAUGAAAUCAAGGAGCUGUGCUUCGGCUACGUUCGCACCAUCUUCUACACGGCCAAGGACAACCGCAGGCUUGGUGCUAAAGAUGACAACGAGCUCCAGUUUGGCAGUAUGCGCGAGAUUGCCGAGACCAUGGUUCAGCUCGAAUGCAACACUAGCACAGCCAAUUACUUCAAGACAAAGGACGCUAGACACCAACAUCUGUUCGCAGUUCCCUUUGAAAUCAUCGGCAUGCUUGGACAAUCCCUGUACAUGAAAAACAGUUACCACCGCAUGCUUCCGAACCCGACACCGUAUCACUGGGAUAGGCGCUUCUUUGAUCUCCCAAGGCUCAUCAAAGAGUUCUCAACGAGGUUUGACAAGGAAAAAUACAUGACGCCCUCUCCGGACACUCCUGAUCUGAAAAAGCUUAUCAGUCAAGUCCUCGAACAGCUGGAAACCGAUAGAAGGGACGUCGCAACAAGACAGAAGGAGAGGGAUACGGAAAUUGCCGCUGAAGAAGAAAAGAAGAAGAAAGACAAAGAGGACAAAGAAAACGAAGGGCACGAGAAGAAGAAGGAUGUAGAGAUCUCAAGUGACGUACCAUCUGAAGGUGGAGUCAUUGGUCCGCUCAAGCGAUCGCUAACAAGGAAACGAACACGACCAAGUUGGUUGAUUGAAUACAAAGCAAGCAGUCCUCCAAAAGCGGAAGAACGGCCCAAAAAGGACUACACACCCAUUUUGCCUGGCUACAACCUUCCUCUUCUCACUUGUCUACACGACGCGAUUCAGGAGUGCGACAAAUACCUGAAGACUCGUGAGCGCGAUCUUCUCACCAUGGUUGUUCGCGAGCACAUCCAAGAGGUACUCAGGAUGAUCAAUGAACCCGAGCCGGAGGAGAGUACGAAGUCAACCACAACGGGCGACACAGGAGAUGACAGCUCCCAGAAAGCAGGGAAGACGGUUACGGCCUUCUUCGACGUACUCAGCGCCGCCAACCCAGAAGACAGGCAGGGCAUUUUCAUGAAAGUCUACUUUGAGCAUGUCCUUCCUUGUGUUAGCGAUCGUGCGGUCAAAGCGUACGAUAAGCGCAAGCGCAUGAAGAACAUAAAUCACAGAUCGUAUACCUUGGCACAGCAGACCCAAAACUCAGACAUCAGUGGAUUGGAAAUGGCCCCGGCAGGUCCUGAUUCUACUGCCACUACUUCGACACCUAGUACGUCUACAGUUGGGCAAUCCCCAGUGUUGCCCACAACACCUGCCCUGGCCUCUAAGAAGCUCAUCGAAGCCCAGGCCAUCUGGUGCACUCUCAUUUUCAGGAUGCUGUGCUGGCUUCAGUUGCACGACUUCGAUAAGCAGGACAUACAGUUUCCCAAGAGCGAGCUCAGGGGCAAUCGCCUUCCUGUUUACAUCUCCUAGGUGGAUCAUGGCGACAAUUUUACGGCGGCUUUUUUCCCGUCUUAGGUACCCACUGAAUUUUGAUUUCCCUGGAGUCCUGUUUUUGGUUCUUUGGUCACAUCAUCACCUAGAUUUUUGCGAACAGCAUGGUACUCACAAUCUUGGACACUCCUUAGCAUGAUAGAUGGGGUAUUGGAUAACCUGAUCGAUAUAUUGGCUUCAAGCGCGUUGUUGUCACUUGGUCGUUUUACCCGUAUUGUUGUUUUGUUGCUUAGCGUAAGCCACACGUCUAACAAAUUCUUGAUCCUUUACGCUCA